This is a messenger RNA of Dibothriocephalus latus, 526 nucleotides long. Lineage: Eukaryota; Metazoa; Platyhelminthes; Cestoda; Diphyllobothriidea; Diphyllobothriidae. The record is from the annotation of a GenBank genome assembly.
GGAGAAGGGCGUAAACAGUGCCCAACUUGAGGCCAACCUACUCCGUCAGGAACCGGACAUUGCAGUCAACUUCCUUCUUCUUUUCACUCCGCCCGUGACCCUGUCAGAUUUCGGUGUCACCGUCGAACUUCAUUCUACGGUUCAUGUUGGUGCUGUUAGAAGCAGGAUUCGCGAUUUGCGGCUUACUCUGGGCGAGGGUUUCGUUCCGCUGGCUGAGACUGACCAUUACUCAGUCCCGUCGAAUGAGCAGAAGGCAAACAUUCACUACGGACCGAUAUACAACACAGGAUCAAUCUACCAGCAGGAUGGCGUAAUUCCCAGGGCAGCCGAUCAGCUCACCAUUCACCUCUCGGUCGCAGUGGAAACCGGGACUUUGGUUACCGUGAAUAUCAAUCUAGGUUCCCGGCAGUUGCAGAGGCAGUUCCGCUUGGAAACCUCAGGUGACGCAACACUCCAAGUCGUGCCCGUCUUUACUUCUAGCCUGCGUUGGCCAAAUCAACCACAUGGCAAGCUGGCGACGGGGUAA